Centruroides sculpturatus (bark scorpion) is the source of this 801-nucleotide messenger RNA. RefSeq lists its product as uncharacterized. NCBI's taxonomy places the organism in Eukaryota, Metazoa, Arthropoda, Arachnida, Scorpiones, Buthidae. The transcript has 5 exons. Bases 302 to 679 code for a protein of 125 amino acids. The record is from RefSeq and is a predicted model, not a curated record.
AGGCUACAAUCAGUCUUAAAAAGCUUGGGGUAUUUUCAUUAAUUAUUUUAUAUUUUAAUUUCUUUAAAAGAAAAAAAAAGUAAUUUACCUAUAAUUAAAUUACUUUCCUCGUAAGUUACAUCCUGUUGACUUUCUUAAGUAAGAGAUUUCAUUUGAAAAGAUUGCAUUUCCGCCUUUCAAUAGCGAUUGCAUAAAGAAGAAAGUUACUAAUGGCAUUUGAUUUUCUGGAUAAGGUUUGUUUUAUAAGGCAAUUUAUUAUCUGAUCCAACACUUCGAGAGUUAUUCCAGAGCCAGCAGCAUUAUGAAGACAUUUGUAAUAUUUUCAUUUUUGGCUGUAUUUGUAGGAGUUCGAGCAUUUACCGGUUAUGAACUUAUAGAAAUUGCUUGCUCUGUUCCGGAAAAAUACAUGCUCAGAUUAAUCGAGUGCACUAUUAAUCGUAGCUCACAAUUCUUCCAAAAAGGGGUCGAUGUGCUCCACGAAUGCGUAAAAAAAUUGCACGAAUCUAAAAGCAAAUGGGAAUCCGUCUUAAUGUAUACUUGCAUGAAUGGCAUACAUGGAAGCCACGACCUGUGGGCUUGUACGGAGGAAAAACUGAAAGAACUGGGACCUCUUCCACCUCCGCAGAAGGACAUGGACGAUUUAAUUGAACAUAGUAAAUAUUGCAUGAUUCACGCUUAAACAGCCUAAUGGAUCCCAUAUUCGACAUUACGCAAACACCAUAAUCUGAUGUCAUUGUUAAUCACAAGUAUACGUAACACAAUAAACUGAUAAUUUAGCAUUAAAGUAUGUGUUCUCGUUAU